UUAUAAUUAUUAUUAAAAAAGGUGGCAACAAAAAAGAGGCUUACCUUCUCCUCAACCUUCCUUCGGCGGAAGCGACCCUGUUGUUACCUGCUCUGUAUCUGUCUCUCUCUUAUGGUGGGAUGUGAGAGGGAGAUGCCGAAGGCGAGGAGGCCUUGGGGAUUAGCCUGAAGAUGUCGGCGAUGAUGUCUGAUGAGUGUAGGAAAUGGAAAGACCAUUUUUCUUGGAGACAUGGGCUCGCCCGAAGAUUUUACUUUCUCAAGGUUCUCGUAGGCGACUUCUCAACUAAGUUAGAAAUCCCACAAAAUUUUGUACAACGUAUUGUUAGAGAGCAACAUGAAACUGUCUUCUUAAGGGGUCCUAGCGGCACCGUUUGGAAUGUUCAGUUGAAGAAAGCAGGUGGCAGAUUCUCUUUUGAGAACGGUUGGCAGGAAUUUGUAGAACAGCACUCUUUAAAUGAAAACGAUGUUUUAGUUUUCAGAUAUGAUGGUGCUUCUCAAUUUUCAGUUCAGAUAUUCGAUGAUACUGGAUGUGAAAGAGAAGAUACAUUCUACGUUAUGAGCCUGAAAAAUGUGAAUGGGAGCAGAGAACGACUGGCACAAGGGGAAUCAGAAGAAGAUUUGGUUGAAAUCAUAUCACCAGAUGGAGCCCAUGGAUAUGUGCCACCGAAAUUUCAUAUGAACUAUGAAUCUGAAGGGCUGCGGAAAGCACAUUUCAUGAGAUCCUUGUCCUUGACUGGAAGAGAGAAUUUUCUAGAACAUAGUUCCGGCAGAUUUCUUCUCGACAGGGAACAUUGUGCUCAAUCAGGAGAGUCGACUAACAGAGUCAGCAUUUCACCUUUUUCCAGUUGUAUUUCUAAAUCCUUCAAAAGAAUGGAAAAUAAGGUGGCAAUGUUUUCAUCAGAUGGGAAAAACAUAGGCUCAAUUGCUCAUGGUUCAGAAGCAAGGAACUUCAGCUCUGAGGUUAAAAAUUAUUCUAGUUACUCUUUGAAGAGGAAGGUUUCUGAUGAAUCAGAUCAGCAUAAUGAACUGAAUAACAUACGAGGACCAGUUCAUCUGAGAUCGCUAGACUUUGAUGUGGCGGAGAAGGAUAUGCAAAAUAAUUUCUUGCAGAACUCCCAAGAUGAAAAAUUCAUAACUCAACGAGGAGAACAAGCCAUUACUAUUGCUGAGCUGCCAAAUGUCCAAUAUUGCUCUGGGACAACAUAUAGAAAAGAAAAUAAGCGCAUUGCUAGUUCUUCAAAGGGGGAAACUGCACAACCAAGUAUGUCACAUGAUCUGGUUUCUGCAAGACAGGCCUCAAGCUCUGACCAAAAGAUGUUCUCCUUUCCUGCUGCUAAAAAAAAGCCAAAUGGUGGUCCAGGACGCCCUGCCAAGUGGAAUGGUCCUAAGUCUCAACGUGGUUGUUUGGAAAUCUUAAAAUCAGGUCAAUCUGGUGUGACAGUUAAAAGGUCCACUUAUACAAGAGCUUUUGUUUCGGGCAGGAGACCUGUGACGGAUGAUGAGAAAACGAGAACAAAAACUGCAGCACUUGCUUUCCAGUCUGUCCAUCCAUUCUUUGUUGUGGUCAUGAAAGCAACAUUCGUUUCUAGAGGCUUUUACAUGCAUAUUCCUUUGAAAUUUGUGAAGGCACACCUUCCUCAACAGGAUGCAAAAUUCAUGUUGCGGACUGGAGACGGGAGAGAAUGGCAAGUAAGUUACCUUUACAAAGAAGGAAGAUCUGGUUUCUUGGGCGGUUGGGCAGAUUUUGUUUUUGCCAAUAAUCUGGAGGAAGGUGAUGCUUGUGUCUUUGAGUUCAUCAAGGGUGGCAAAGACUUGGCAAUGGAUGUUACUGUAUUUAGGGUGGUAGAACAGAUUACUCCCCUGACCAAGCGCUACUUCGUUCAGAAUCUUAAAGAAACACCGAAGCUGGCCUUUUCUAGGUAAGGAGUGGACUAAAUACGAGAGGGUUGAGUUCUUGCUGUCAGGAAAAUGCUGCUACUGUUGGAUGCUGGGGUGGGGUGAGAAAUAUGUACAUUUUACAUCUAGCAUCAUUGGUGUCUCUGUAAGAAACUAAGAGAUACUUCAAACGCUCUAAAGGGAACGUAUGUGAAUAUCUGUUCUGUUGCUGCUUUUAAUGCUCUCGUGGUUUAGUUCAUACAAAAUCUCCAAUCGUUCUUGGGAUAUGGAGAACAUUUGUGACUGCUUUGUUUUGAUUCAGAGACGAGCUUUCAUGAUGCUCACAGCGACUUUCGGACAUAUCCUUUUUCAGAAAACAUGCUCACAGGGUCAACAGGCAAAUGUUGUGGACUUCAUAUUUCUGAGACUCUAAGGGCAUGUUUGGAAAGUGAAUUCUUCUUCAUAUGUGUAGGGUCAACGACAUGUCAAAGCAGGUCAGGGCACCUAAGCGUUGUCAGCUAUUUCUGCAUUUUGUUUUAAGUUGUGAGAAUCUUGUUAUGGUUUAAUCACCACUCAUUUGUGAAAUAAAAUAAGCUAGUUAUUUGGUCUACUGUAUAAAA
This is a messenger RNA of Nymphaea colorata (pocket water lily), 2494 nucleotides long. RefSeq names its product B3 domain-containing transcription factor VRN1-like. NCBI's taxonomy places the organism in Eukaryota, Viridiplantae, Streptophyta, Magnoliopsida, Nymphaeales, Nymphaeaceae. Gene Ontology annotation, molecular function: DNA binding. Bases 171 to 1922 code for a protein of 583 amino acids. The record is from RefSeq and is a predicted model, not a curated record. The transcript has 6 exons.